GCAACCUCUUCAAAGUACUGCACUCGUCAGACCAUCCGUUUCUCCCGAUCCUUUUUGGGCUUGGACUUGAUUAACCACCAAGUUAAUUGCUUGCACCGCUUACGGACUUUAGCUGUCACGCUCUGCAAGGCCCGCUUUCUGGUAUCCGUAAUUCCAGGCACCGUACGCAGGGAAAGGAUGCGCUCCCAUCCCUCGAUCAAAGAUGGCUGGUUUAGGGAGAUAAACGCCCAAUGGCCUGGCCAAGCGAUGACACUCAAAGUAGACCGUAUCCUGCACACCGAGCAGUCGCAGUACCAAGACGUACUCGUCUUCCAAUCCGAGAAGCAUGGGAACGUGCUCGUCCUGGACAGCGUAAUCCAAUGCACAGAGCGGGACGAGUUCUCGUAUCAGGAAAUGAUUGCCCACUUGCCGCUGGCGUCCCAUCCCGAUCCGCAGAGGGUGCUCGUCAUCGGCGGCGGGGACGGCGGCGUCGUCAGGGAAGUCCUGAAACAUGUUUCCGUCCAAGAGGUCGUCUUGUGCGAUAUAGACGAGGCCGUCAUCCGGGUUUCUAAGCAGUUCCUCCCGCACAUGUCUGCCCUCCUCUCCGACCCGCGCGUGACGGUGCACAUCGGCGACGGGUUCAAGUUCCUCGCCGAAAAGGUCUCGCAAUUCGACGUGAUCAUCACUGAUUCCUCGGACCCCGUCGGGCCCGCAGAGUCCUUGUUCCAGAAACCCUACUUCCAGCUCUUGCACGAUGCCCUCCGCCUCGGGGGCCAUAUCAGCACGCAGGCAGAGAACCCCUGGCUACACCUGCCCCUGAUCUCUGAGCUCACAGCGACCGUAAAGCAGAUCUUUUCCACAGCUGAGUAUGCAUACGCCAGCGUCCCAACCUACCCGAGCGGCGGUAUAGGCUUCCUCGUCGCUUCCAAAUCCCCGGGAAGGGACGUCAAGCUUCCGCUGAGGGACGUCCCGCACUGCCGGUACUGGAACAAGGCCGUACACUCUGCGGCGUUCGUCGUGCCCGAAUUCGCCCGUGCCUCAAUCGAGGAGGGCAAGGACCUCCUCCCGGACCUCACCCCAGCCCCGACCCAGGGAAAGACCCGCAAGGUCCUCCUCCUCGGAAACGGCUACGUCGCUGGCCCCGCUGCGGAGUAUAUCCUCCGUGACCCGCGCAACGAACUUACGAUUGGCUGCCGCACGCUCGCAACCGCCCAAGCCCUCUGUGCCAACCUUUCCCGCGCAACGCCAGUCUCCGUGGACGCGACCAGCCCCGCCUCGCUCGACCCACUCGUCGCAUCACACGACCUUGUCGUCAGCCUCAUCCCUUACAUACAUCAUGCCGACGUGAUUCGCUCUGCCUGCCGCGGUAAGACGAACGUGGUCACUACGUCCUAUGUCUCGGAUGCGAUGCGCGCCCUGGAGCCGGAGAUCAAGAAGGCCGGAAUUGUCGUGAUGAACGAGAUUGGUCUUGAUCCGGGCAUUGAUCAUCUCUAUGCUAUCAAGACGAUCGACGAGGUGCACGCUAAAGGCGGCAAGGUCACUGGCUUCCUCUCCUACUGCGGUGGUCUUCCCGCCCCGGAAUGCUGCGAUAACCCGCUCGGUUACAAGUUCUCCUGGUCGUCCCGGGGUGUCCUCCUCGCGCUGCUCAACUCGGCCAAGUACUACUUUGAGGGCAAGCUCGUCCAGAUCCCCGGGAGGGACCUCAUGUCCUACGCCAAACCGUACUUUAUCACCCCAGCGUUCGCCUACGUCGCCUACCCGAACAGGGACUCGUCUGUCUUCCGCGAGUUCUACCAUAUCCCCGAAGCGCAGUCCGUCAUCCGCGGCACGCUCCGCUAUCAGGGUUUCCCUCAGUUCAUCAAGGCGCUUGUUGAAUGCGGAUUCCUCGAUCAGAGCGAGAAGGACUACCUUGGCAGGUCAGCGGCUCCCCUUCCCUGGAAUGAGGUUACAAUGCGUGCUUUGGGUGCUAAGGGCAGCUCGGAAGAGGACCUUAUCAAACAGAUCAACGUUGCUUGCGAGUUUGAAAGCGAGACAGAGAGGCAGAGAAUCAUCUCUGGCUUCCGCUGGAUCGGCCUUUUCUCGGACGAGAAGGUGACCCCUCGCGGGACCCUCCUUGAUACGCUCUGUGCUGCGCUCGAGAAGAAGAUGCCGUAUGAGAAGGGCGAGAGGGAUCUCGUCAUCCUCCAGCACAAGUUCUUCGUCGAAUGGGCUGAUGGCAAGACCGAUAUCAUCACUUCUACUCUGGAAGACUAUGGCGACCCGCACGGCUGGUCUUCUAUGGCGACGCUAGUAGGUAUCCCGUGCGGUAUCGCCGUACAGCUCGUGCUGGACGGGGUGCUAGCUACGCCCGGCAUCCUCGCGCCGUACUCCAAGGAAAUAUGUGAUCCGAUCAGGGAGAAGUUGGAACAGGAAGGAAUACGAUUGAUAGAGAAGACCAUGUAAAAGAAAGCAGAGUCGCCAUGCUAUAUAAGGAAUAGCACGGUUGAGAAGAUGACAUGUGUUACACGAGUAAUAGACGC
Messenger RNA from Dacryopinax primogenitus, 2498 nucleotides. RefSeq lists its product as uncharacterized. The transcript has 9 exons. The record is from RefSeq and is a predicted model, not a curated record. Bases 247 to 2421 code for a protein of 724 amino acids. NCBI's taxonomy places the organism in Eukaryota, Fungi, Basidiomycota, Dacrymycetes, Dacrymycetales, Dacrymycetaceae. Gene Ontology annotation, cellular component: cytoplasm. Gene Ontology annotation, molecular function: saccharopine dehydrogenase activity.